CCGUCCUUCCUCAGCGCCUGCUGCCUGCGGGCUGACGUGUCUGCGGUUCCCCGGCGUCUCGGCAAGCAGGGCCGCCAUGGCGGACGCCUGGGAGGAGAUCAGGCGGCUGGCGGCCGACUUCCAGCGGGCGCAGUUCGCCGAGGCCACGCAGAGGUUGUCAGAGCGGAACUGCAUUGAGAUUGUGAAUAAAUUGAUUGCUCAGAAACAGCUAGAAGUAGUUCACACACUUGAUGGAAAGGAAUAUAUUACCCCGGCCCAAAUUAGUAAAGAAAUGAGAGAUGAGCUACACGUCCGAGGUGGUCGAGUAAACAUUGUUGAUCUGCAACAGGCAAUUAAUGUGGAUCUGACUCAUAUUGAAAAUAGAAUUGGUGACAUUGUUAAGUCAGAAAAGCAUGUUCAGCUAGUGUUGGGACAACUGAUAGAUGAGACCUAUUUGGAUCGGUUAGCAGAAGAGGUAAAUGAUAAAUUGCAAGAAAGUGGUCAGGUAACCAUAUCAGAACUGUGUAAAGCUUAUGAUCUUCCUGGAAACUUUCUGACGCAGGCACUAACUCAGCGGCUAGGUAGAAUUAUUAAUGGACACAUUGAUCUUGAUAACAGAGGAGUAAUAUUUACUGAAGCUUUUGUAGCUCGACAUAAAGCACGCAUCCGUGGACUGUUUAGUGCUAUUACCCGGCCUACAGCAGUCAAUUCUUUGAUUUCAAAAUAUGGAUUUCAGGAGCAGCUUCUUUACUCUCUGCUUGAGGAACUUGUUAAUACUGGACGUUUGCGAGGCACUGUGGUCGGUGGGAGACAGGACAAGGCAGUGUUUGUCCCUGACAUUUACUCCAAAACACAGAGUUCAUGGGUGGAUUCCUUUUUCAGGCAGAAUGGCUAUCUAGAAUUUGAUGCUUUGUCCAGACUUGGAAUCCCAGAUGCUGUGAGCUAUAUAAAGAAAAGAUACAAGGCUACACCACUCUUGUUUCUGAAAGCAGCUUGUGUCGGUCAAGGACUUGUGGACCAGGUGGAAGCAUCAGUAGAGGAAGCCAUCAGCUCCGGAACAUGGGUUGAUAUUGCACCUCUGCUGCCCAGUUCUUUAUCCGUGGAAGAUGCUGCAAUGCUGCUCCAACAGGUGAUGAGAGCAUUCGGCAAACAGCCUUCAGCUGUGGUCUUCAGUGACACUGUUGUAGUCAGUGAAAAGUUUGUAAAUGACUGCACAGAACUGUUCAGUGAGCUGAUGCACCAAAAAGCUGAAAAGGAAAUGAAAAAUAAUCUCGUUCACUUAAUCACUGAAGAAGAUCUGAAACAAGUCUCCGUUUUAGAAGGUGUUAAUACAAGUAAAAAGGAUAAAAAAGAUGAGCGAAGGCGGAAAGCAACAGAGGGCAGUGGAAGUGUGAGAGGAGGAGGCGGUGGCAACGCCAGGGAGCACAGAAUCAAAAAAGCCAAGAAGAAAGGAAGAAAAGACGACGAGAGCGAUGAGGAGUCGCCUCUCACUGUAAAGAAGAAGCCAGAGAUCACUUUUAUGUUCCAGGAUGAGAUUGAAGAUUUUUUAAGAAAACAUGUGCAAGAUGCCCCUGAGGAGUUUAUUUCUGAACUUGCCGAGUACUUAAUAAAACCUCUUAAUAAAACUUACCUUAAGGUGGUUCGUUCCGUAUUCAUGUCUUCAACCUCUUCUGCCUCUGGAACCGGCAGAAAGCGCACAAUCAAGGACUUGCAAGAAGAGGUUUCAAACCUAUACAACAAUAUUCGGUUAUUUGAAAAAGGGAUAAAGUUCUUUACAGAUGAUACACAGGUCGCUCUUACCAAACACUUGCUGAAGACAGUGUGUACUGAUAUCACCAACCUCAUUUUCAACUUCUUAGCUUCAGACUUAAUGAUGGCAGCGGAUGAUCCUGCAACCAUUACAAGUGAAGUAAGAAAAAAAAUUUUAAGUAAAUUACCAGAAGAAACUAAAGUAGCCCUCACAAAACUCCAUAGCUCUCUGAAUGAAAAGAGUGUAGAAGACUUCCUUUCUUGUCUGGAUUCUGCAGCAGAAGCUUGUGAUAUUAUGGUGAAAAGAGGAGAUAAGAAAAGGGAAAGGCAGAUACUGUUCCAGCAUCGACAGGCACUGGCUGAGCAGCUCAAAGUCACAGAAGACCCUGCCCUUACCCUGCACCUCACAUCGGUCCUGCUGUUUCAGUUCUCAACCCACAGCAUGCUCCACGCACCCGGAAGAUGUGUCCCACAGAUCAUUGCUUUCCUUAAUAGUAAAAUUCCAGAGGAUCAGCAUACUCUUUUGGUAAAAUAUCAAGGUUUGGUUGUAAAGCAUUUAGUUAAUCAAAAUAAGAAGACUGGGCAGGGAGAUGAUCCCCUAAGUGAGGAGUUAGACAAAGAACAAGAAGAUAUCACCAAUGCUACUCGUAAAGAGCUUCAGGAACUUUCUUCAUCCAUUAAAGACCUUGUUCUCAAAUCUAGGAAAUCAUCUGUGACAGAAGAGUAAUGAUCUUAAUUUACUUUUGUCAUCUAGUAAACACUUUUCCCCAAAGUUAAAGGUGAAUGGUUAACAAAAAACUGCUCAUUUUACAAUCCCUGAUCCCCCCUAAUAGCCCUCUUCAACACACAGGUCAGUUAAAAUAGAAAUGUACUCAUGUAAAUAUUAUAAAAACAUGAAUUUUUGUAAAUUAGGUUCACCGUGGAAGAUUCCUUUUCACAUUAUAAUUCUAAAAAUUAUACAUUUUAGGUUUGUUUUCUUUCUAGAUGCUGACCAAAAAGUAAGUUUUCUGGUAUCUUUCAUCUCUAGGAAAGGAACCAUAUAUUAUUAGAUUUCUGGUGACAUCAUUAGGCAGGAACUUAAAAUGUCAUGUUUUUUAAAAAAAUAAUACCCUUUUGGUAAUGAAAAUCAUUUACUUUAUCUUACAAUUAAUAAGAGAAGACUUCAAACCUAAAAUACAGAGAUUUGCAAAAUAUUUUAUUACUAAGCCCUUGCUCUCAUUUCUGGCAGUUAGGGGGCCUCCCAUCUCCCCCACAGGAAUGGAAACUUUUUAUGGUUCAGGGCUUCAGGGAGGCCUGUACACGAACAAAAGAAUGCCAGGGGGACCCAAGCACUGCUCUUCUCGACCCAGAUGCUAGCAAGAGUGAGAGGACAAAUGAAAUUUACUUCAAAGACAUUAAGUUGCAUUUGUCAUUAAAAUAAGUAAAAAAUUUAAUACAAAUAUUUUUCUUGAACACAGUAUGCAUUUCUAAAUUUCACUUUUUAUGUCUAUAGUCACUUUAGCACCUAGUUCUUUGUUGUAAGGGAAUCUAUAAGUGCAUGUAAGUCAUUGAACUGUUUUUUAUUUUUUCAACAAUAGAAACUCAAGAAAGAAGAUAGGUAUUCUUGUUUUCUAAAGAUGAUUAGUACUUAAAACUAAAAUAGUCCUUGGAGUAAUCAUUUCAACCAAUGGGGUUUAAGCAACAAUUUAUUAUAUAUCAAAAAGUGAUUUAUUUUGAAUAUAAGUAAAUUAAAUUUCAGAUAUUAAAAAAAUACUAUUUUAUAUAAUUCCUUAUAUGGCAUUUAAAACUCUCUGUUUUCAAAUGUUUGAAUACAAAGAUCAGUCUACCUCUAAUUAUGGACAAAGUAUUCUAGACAAAGUGUUGCUAACUAAGCAUUAUUAUUAAAGUUGGUAGGAAUAUAACAAAUUAAAAAAUGUUUUUCCAUGGGUAAUUUUCUAUUAGUUUACUUCCGUAUGGGCAAAAGAAGAAAAAUGACAAAUCCUCUGUGACCACAAAGUCCAGUUAGUUUUAUUUGUUUAUUCAGCUUCCAAAAUAUUGAACACCCAAGCUUGUAUUUUUAUUCUGUCUUUGUUUAAGGACCUUAUCAUUUAUGGCUCAGCAGAUAUCAAGGUAAUCCACAUUUGUAUAAAACUAGAUUAUAGAUAGUAAAGCAAAUAAAAUCAUUCUUUCUUAAUAUGUGAAAAUAAAAAUAAAGCAACACUAAUAAAAAGAAAGCUAUUCUGUCUUA
Manis javanica (Malayan pangolin) is the source of this 3955-nucleotide messenger RNA. It is a transcript of the gene UFL1, whose product is annotated as UFM1 specific ligase 1. The record is from RefSeq and is a predicted model, not a curated record. Gene Ontology annotation, cellular component: endoplasmic reticulum membrane. Lineage: Eukaryota; Metazoa; Chordata; Mammalia; Pholidota; Manidae. Gene Ontology annotation, molecular function: UFM1 ligase activity. Gene Ontology annotation, biological process: regulation of proteasomal ubiquitin-dependent protein catabolic process; protein K69-linked ufmylation; response to endoplasmic reticulum stress.